Gossypium raimondii (Peruvian cotton) is the source of this 718-nucleotide messenger RNA. RefSeq lists its product as uncharacterized. The transcript has 4 exons. NCBI's taxonomy places the organism in Eukaryota, Viridiplantae, Streptophyta, Magnoliopsida, Malvales, Malvaceae. The record is from RefSeq and is a predicted model, not a curated record. Bases 150 to 494 code for a protein of 114 amino acids.
CACAUUUCGUCUCCUGUUCUCUCUUCUCAGACAAACUUUGACUUCAAAUCAAAUUUCAAUCAACAAGAAUUUGCUUUGAAAACAUAAAGAAAAUACCUUUUUUGGGUUUCGAAAAUAGUGAGAUUUUGGGCUUUUAGAAGAAAAGUGGGAUGGGCUGUGCUGGAUCGACGCCGGCCAAAGGAGACGGGAAUGUGAAAAAGAUCCGGAAGCCAAAGCCCUGGAAACAUCCUCAGCCGAUAACCAAGUCUCAACUUGAGCAGAUGCGUGAAGAGUUUUGGGACACUGCACCUCAUUAUGGUGGUAGUAAAGAGAUCUGGGAUGCACUUAAAGCUGCUACUAAACAGGAUUUAACAUUUGCUCAAGCUAUUGUGGACAGUGCAGGGGUCAUAGUGCAAUCUGCCGAUUUAACUAUCUGCUACGAUGAAAGAGGUGCCAAGUAUGAACUACCAAAGUAUGUUUUGAGUGAGCCAACCAAUUUGAUCCGAGAGAUUUGAAAAUAGAGAGAAUACAGAGUGCAUUGCACACAAAGGUUUAAUGUAAAUCAUGUAUAUGAUUCUCUCAUCUUCUUCAAACCCCUUUAUGAACUUAGGGCCGCUCACUAAUGUUCCUUUUUAACUUGUGUUUACUUUCGAUGUUCACUAGGUUGCCGUAAGUUUCUCUGAUGAAAUGAUCAAAAGACAUAAACAUUGGUUUCAAUCAAGAUGUCACAGUUCUUCUC